GGCCGACAAUCCCCGAGAAUCCCCGCGCACGCUGAGGCUCUUGGGAGUUGUAGUACGAUCCAGUCAGGGUUGGAACCAUGGCGGUGACCGAGGAGCUCUUACAGAUGGACCUGUACGCGCUGCUAGGUAUUGAGGAGAAGGCAGCGGACAAAGAGGUAAAGAAGGCAUAUAGGCAGAAGGCCCUCUCCUGCCACCCUGACAAAAAUCCGGAUAAUCCCAGAGCAGCUGAACUCUUCCACCAGCUUUCUCAGGCCUUGGAGGUACUGACCGACGCUGCAGCCAGGGCUGCGUAUGACAAGGUCAGGAAAGCCAAGAAACAGGCAGCAGAGAGGACCCAGAAACUUGAUGAGAAAAGGAAGAAAGUGAAGCUUGACCUGGAGGCCCGGGAGCGGCAGGCCCAGGCCCAGGCCCAGGGCAGUGAGGAGGAGGAGGAGAGCCGGAGCAGCAGGACUCUCGGGCAGGAGAUCCAACGCCUGCGAGAAGAGGGUUCCCGGCAGCUGGAGGAGCAGCAGAGGCUGAUCCAGGAGCAGAUACGCAAGGAACGGGAACAGAGGGUGAGAGGAAAGGCAGAAAAUCCUGGAGGAACCCCCAAGCUCAAGCUAAAAUGGAAGUGCAAGAAGGAGGACGAGUCAAAAGGUGGCUACUCCAGAGAUGUCCUCCUGCAGCUUUUUCAAAAGUAUGGAGAGGUGCUCAACCUGGUGCUUUCCAGUAAGAAGGCAGGCACUGCCGUGGUGGAGUUUGCAACUGUCAAGGCUGCGGAGCUGGCCGUCCACAAUGAAGUGGGCCUGCUCGAUAACCCUCUGAAGAUUUCCUGGUUGGAGGGACGGCCCCAGGGCAUGGAGGACCCCAGCCACCCAGGACUGUCACAGGUCACCAGGAGCGGGGAGACAUUGGCAGGUCUGCCAGCCAGAGCGGGCCUGGGAUUCCAUGCUGACCCCUUUCCUUCUGAGUGCCAGCGGGCCCCGCCCCACACGAUGCUUACACCUUACUUUUCUCCACGUCCCGCUCUGCUGUUGGAGACGUACCACCCAAAGGGGUUUUCCUGGCCUGCAGGCCGCUUGGUUGUGAAAUGAAGCGCUUGGCACUUAGCCAAUCUAGUGCUGUGAGGAGGGGACAGAGGAGGCAGGCAGCUCUUCCUUCCUCAGCUCGUUUUCCAGGUGUGUCUGUGGCUGCUGUCAAGAUGCAGUAUCUCGUCCUUAGAAAUAACACAGGGUACCCUGCUGACAUUGGGAUGCUCGCUGCCUGGGUGCCUGACUCAUGGUGAAGCACAGACUUCAGCGGAUGCGUGCCCAAUGCUAGCUCUUCGUCCUCAUAGCUUUUGUUUAGCACCA
Rhinolophus ferrumequinum (greater horseshoe bat) is the source of this 1331-nucleotide messenger RNA. It is a transcript of the gene DNAJC17, whose product is annotated as DnaJ heat shock protein family (Hsp40) member C17. The transcript is spliced from 11 exons. Gene Ontology annotation, cellular component: spliceosomal complex. NCBI's taxonomy places the organism in Eukaryota, Metazoa, Chordata, Mammalia, Chiroptera, Rhinolophidae. Bases 78 to 1073 code for a protein of 331 amino acids. Gene Ontology annotation, biological process: spliceosomal complex disassembly. Gene Ontology annotation, molecular function: RNA binding. The record is from RefSeq and is a predicted model, not a curated record.